CCGUGUGUUGGGACACGUUCUCUCCGCCUCUCUGUCCUUGAGCUCCUUCUCCUCUGUCUCACUCUGGUUUUCUGUGAAUAUUUUGUGCAGACGGGAGGAUCCGACGGAAGCAUCAGAAAGGAGAAACUCGAGGAUCUUCAGAAGCAACUCGAACGUUACAAGAAGGAACUGGAGCAGGCGCAGGAUGAACUUGCUGCAGAGCAAAUGGCCAGAGAGGUGGCAGAGUCCCGUCUGCGCCUUCAGGAAGAUCAGUUGGCUCAUCUUCAGGAAGAGCUGAGGCGGGUUUCAGAGAACCUGCCCCAGUCGGACUCAUUCCAGUCGGACGUGACGGACCUGCAGGCCCAGUUGGCCGAAGCCACCGUGUUAUACCAGCGGCAGGAGGAGGUGCUCCACCAGCGGGAGCGAGAGCUGACGGCGCUGAAGGGGGCGCUGAAGGAGGAGGUGGAGUGCCACGACAAAGAGAUGGAGGCGCUGAGGGAGCAGUUCAGCCAGGACAUGAAGAACCUCCGGAAAACCAUGGAGGAGUUCACGCAGUCGCAGGAGCAGAUCGAGGAGGAGCGCGAGAAGGUGAACGCCUCCCUGUUGACGCUGGAGGAGGAGCUGGAGAGCAGCAGGGAGCAGGGGGAGCAGUGGAGGACGGAGCUGGAGGCCGCCACGCAGAAACUGCACAGCACCAGAGAGGAACUAAAAAAGUCUCGUUUGGAGAAGGAAAAAGUUGAGGCCUCCCUGAAGGACCUUCAGAACAAAAAGCCUGUGUCUGACGAUGCAAACGUUUUAAAAGAGGAGCUCCGGCGUUGCCAUGACGAUCUAAAGCGUACCCGCGCCGAUCUGGAGAGACAAAGGGGCGAGGCGGAGGAGAAAGCCGGGGCACUCGAAGCCCUGAAGAAGGCAAGCGGAGAGAAGGAGGCCGAGCUUCUGUCGGAGAUUAGCAAGCUGAAGGAGCAAUUUCUGAAAGACAAGGGCGAGCUGGAAAAGGCCCUCGAGAUGGCGAAGGAGUCAUCUAUUGCAUCAGCAGGGAAGACUGUGGUGGACGGCGGCACCAACGAGGAGCUGCAGCAGGAAAACAUUCGCCUCACAGACAGGCUGGCCCGCAUGCAAUCAAGGCUUCAAUCCAGCGUGCCGCGCAGCUCGGAUGCUGAGGAGGAGCUGGAAGCCCUGGAAGACGAGAACCACUCCCUGAAGACUCAGCUGGAGGAGGCCAAGAGAGGCGCCACCCGGCUGAGCAAAGAGCGGGACGACCUCACCCGGCGGCUGGAGGAACGAGACCUGGAGAGGGAGGCGCUACGACGGGGCAAAAGCGACCUGGAGGAGCAGAAACGGCUGCUGGACCGAUCUCUUGAGAAGAUUAACAAGGAGAUGGAGUUGAUGAUGGGAGAUUCUCGUCAGUCGGUGGCCACCCUGCAGACGCAGCUGGAUGAAUUCAGGGAGCGAUCGAGGAAAGACCUGCUGGAGGCGCAGCGAAACAGCAAAGACCGGCUGGCUGAGCUUCAAAGGGCUCAGAAUAACCUGAAGGCCCAGCAGGAAGAGGUUUCUCGUCUUAAGAAGGAGCUGUUGACCUGCAGCGAGGAGAGAGACAGCGCUCAGCUGGAGAGAGAUCUCCUGAACAACCGGCUGAAACACUUGGAGAAUGAGCUGGAAUCUGAGAAGAGCUCCCACUCAGACCGAGGCCGGGAGAUCCGGGGCCUGGAGGAUAAAAUCAAGACGCUGGAGAUCGAGCUGGAUGAGGAGAAGAGCGGCGUGGAGCUGCUGAACGAUCGCAUAACCAGGAGCAGAGAUCAGGUGGACCAGCUUCGCUCGGAGCUGAUGCAGGAGCGCUCAGAGCGACAUGACCUGGAGAUGGACAAGAGCGCCCUGGAAAGACAGGUAAAGGAGCUCAAGUCCCGCCUGGCUGACAUGGAGGGUCAGAGCCGACCCACAGCUGGAAUCACGCUGCUGGAGAACAAGAUCCAGGAGCUGGAGGAGAGACUCCGCAGUGAAGAACGGGAGAAGACGAGCAUCCAGGCGUCCCAGAGACGAGCGGAGAGGAAACUGAAGGAGCUGAACGCCACAUUGGACCAGGAGAGAAGCCAGCAUAUCGAGCAGAGGGAUCAGCUGACCCUCCGUGUUAAGGCCCUGAAGCGUCAGCUGGACGAGAGCGAGGGAGAGGUGGAGCGCUUGGAGGGAGUCCGCCGUAAAGUCCUCAGAGACCUGGAGGAGCAGCAGGAGCUCCAGGAGGCUCUCCAGGCCAAAGUUGCGGCGCUGGAGAACGACCUGAAGCGAAAGUCGCAGCAGACUCAUCGCACGGCUCUGACAUCAUCCGUGUUGAGCUCCGACGAGGAGGACGGCCUUCCAUCUUGAGACGACCACAAAUAAUAAAUUUUAAGAAAAGGAAGAGAGAUUAAAGAAAUCUCACCUGUGAAAAACCUGACUUUUAUUAUUUUAUCACUCUGCUGUGUUUAUGAUUCCUUCAGAAAUGUUGUCUUUUAUCUGUGUUGGUUUCUAAAGAUUAACGGCAUGUUUUUAAAAGUUUGACUGUCCUGUGUGUUUGUUAUAAUUGCAGCGACAGCACAUUGCUGCAACAUAUUCGGGUCAGUUUUACUUCUCAACCAAAAAGAGACCUGUAUGUUUUAUGUAUGAACGUUUCCUUGCAUGAUAACUUAUAUCCUUCAGUUGCAGCUUCCUGCAUGUCUUUGUGUUUAAAAUGAACUUUUUUUUGUUUGUUUGUUUGUUUGUUUUUUACGGUUUUGACUGUGACAGUUUGGGGCCAAUAUUCGGAGCCUGUGUUUUUACACUGUUACCUGUUCCUAAAGACAAUCAGUAGCAAAUAAACUUCUGCAUGUAUCAGAUUUUAUAACUUUCAACCACAAAAUUAAAUAUUAAAAAACUUAACACACACUCA
Messenger RNA from Poecilia latipinna (sailfin molly), 2878 nucleotides. Its product is annotated as cingulin-like. Gene Ontology annotation, molecular function: microtubule binding. The transcript has 16 exons. The annotation marks the transcript as partial. NCBI's taxonomy places the organism in Eukaryota, Metazoa, Chordata, Actinopteri, Cyprinodontiformes, Poeciliidae. The record is from RefSeq and is a predicted model, not a curated record. Gene Ontology annotation, biological process: microtubule cytoskeleton organization. Gene Ontology annotation, cellular component: bicellular tight junction; myosin complex.